AUGCAAAAAUCCAAGUUAACCUACUACACUCGCAACAAUGCUAGACAGAAUGCACUAGGCGAACAUCCUUCCGCCUAUCUGUCUAUCAACGACGAAACACGUCUGGAUGAGUUCGUCUCUUUCUCCCAGUACAAGCCUGAGCUCGCUGCAGCGGUACUGCAUCUUAAUCUUCGAUUCGGCACCGGGAAGGUGCUGCUUCAUCAGCUUCGCCACUGUCUUCUUCUCUGCGAGAACAUAACCACGCUCGAGCUCGUGAUCGGCGGUGCCUCUUCUCGCAAUAUCACUCAACUCCUUCGCGAUGCCAGGUUCCCAAGACUCGUCUCGUUCAGCACCAAUGCCUCUCAUGAGGCUGUGGCUAGCUUCCUUGGCGAACAUCCGAGGUUAUUUGACAUCUCUAUUGGUCGUUGCGAAUCAGCGGCGAAUUGUACCCUGCGCACUCACCCGUUCCCAAACCUAUCAACUGUAGCCGGUCCCUUAGCCUCCCCGAGUUCCCCUAGCCGACACGUCCACGAAGUCAAAACGCAUCUAACGAAGAAUGUCCUAAGGUCACCUACCCGUAUCUUCAAGAAGUUGACCCCCCCUGGAAGCCACAUCUCUCGCUUGACAAUGGACUUCUAUCCAUCUGACGUAAGGAUUCUUCGCAAGCUAUCCGCCAUUGAAGGUCUUCGCAUCUUGAAGCUGAUUGAGCGACCUUGGAGCGAGAAUGAAACCGAAGCUCAACAGAUGGUCCGCCCUUGGAGCAACGUAAGGAGUUGGGCGCGAGACCUUCGCGCGUUGGACACUUUGGAGCGUUUGCUGAUCAGGACUCGCGCAAACCUGGUGACCACGUCCAUCGAGUCUGAAAGGAAGCAGGAGGAGAGGCAGAUUAUCAGUAGUUGGACGAAGGGAGAAGGGAGAUACUCGCUUAGAGACGAGUGCCCACACCUUAAGCUACGGCGGGUGACGUUGUGGUACCUAGCUGACUCUGUCGGACAGGUGAUGUCUUAUUGGGAUAAGCAUGGCGGAGAACACACCGGCUCGUCGACCAACAACGUUAAGUACAGGGGUAAGGCCACGCUUCUCAUCGUGUUCAUUUUAGACUCACAAACUACGCAAACUUGGGCUACAGACGCAUUCAAACUCAAACUCACUCGCAUGGUCCAGUCGGAAAGUAGGAGAGAAGACGAGGUUGGUCCUGGUCCUGGCACUGGUGGUCGGCAGCAGCGUCAAGUCACCGCCAAUAGCGUCUUAAGUGAGACUUCCUGGACCCUUCCCAGCCGUCCAGCCAGGAGUAAGGAAGCAAGUGACAACGAGGAGCUCUUCGCAUGGCAAAACGCUAGCCGUAUUCAUGAUACUCGAUUGGCCUCCUGGACUGCUCGACACACUGCCAUUGCUCUUGCAUGUGCGAUGUGUCUCUCAUAUCUGCUUCGUGACUUGUCCUUGCUUUGGCCCUUCCAGUAUGAUUCAGUCUUCCCCCGCGGCUCCAUUUGCAACACCGACCCCAACAUCACAAACGAACGUCUUGCCGUGCUUGAAGGCGCUGUUUCCAACCUACAGAGAACAAAUUCCGAUCUGCUUGGGAUGGUUGAAGCGCUCCUACAAGAACGCUCGCCUUCGGAGUCGGUCAAUCUCCCGGAUUUUGCUUCGCGCGCAGCCGGUGCAACUAUAAACCAUCGCCUUACGCUGGGCGCUUCGACCAAGCGGACUUGGUUGGACGCUAUCUUUCCCCCCAAUCCUCCUCCGAGUUAUCCCCCCGAAACCAUCCUUGCCCCCAAUAAUCCAAUAGGAACCUGUUGGCGUUUUAACUCUGCGUCGGGACAAAUUGCCAUCAACCUGCCUGAGGAAAUUGUCAUUUCCCAUAUUUCCAUCGCACAUGCUCCCCCCAGUCCCUCCACCUUUCUCACCUUGGCACCUCGAACCAUUGUUUUGUGGGGCCUGGUUGAUGUCGCUAACGAACAUUAUGAAGGGGGUACCGGCCCUGCGUUUCGAGGAGAGGCCGAUUCGUUCGUCCUUCUCCAUACCUUUCAGUACGACAUCUACUCUGCACAGGCCACUCAGACUUUUAUGUUACCCGAAGAAAAUCGUAUACUUGGUGUCGGGUUCCGAAUCGUCGUGAUUGAGGUGGUCGAUAACUGGGGUGAUCCUUCGGCGACGUGCUUAUACCAUGUUGGUGUCCACGGCGAGAAGUUCGCGCUCGCUAGUAUGUAG
Molecule: messenger RNA, 2187 nt
Organism: Coniophora puteana RWD-64-598 SS2
Lineage: Eukaryota; Fungi; Basidiomycota; Agaricomycetes; Boletales; Coniophoraceae
Exons: 9
Coding region: 1-2187 (728 amino acids)
Biological process (GO): nuclear envelope organization
Cellular component (GO): meiotic nuclear membrane microtubule tethering complex; nuclear envelope
Molecular function (GO): protein-membrane adaptor activity
Source: RefSeq, a predicted model, not a curated record